AAUUGAUAUUACAUUUACUUUUUAUAUAACAAGUGUCGACACAACUAUACAAACAUAUAGGAGUGUCACUCAAUAUAUCAUAAUAUAAUAUACAUAAAAGUGACGGAUAUUUACAAUAUUUUUAUACAAAAGUUGACAUAACUUUGCCAUCACUUCUCAAAAUCAUUUCUUGUAUCCAUUUUCUGUAAUUCUUGUUAUCUUCUCGUUAGACAACAUGUCAUUUGUGUUGGUGACGGCCGAAGAUGUGUUAUACGGACCAACUUGUAUAUCGACAGAGGACUCAGCACUUCAUCAACAGAUUUCCGAUAUCUCUGAUUCAACCAAAUAUCUGACCAUUUCGUCUAAACGCCGCCACAAAUCAAAGGAAAGUGCUGAGAAAUACAAGAGUGACAAAAGUGAUAAAAUUAAAGCAAAAUAUGAAUCAAAACUGAAGGAAAUGAAAGACAAGAAUCCGGAAAAAACAGAUAAAUUGAGAGAAAAAAUGGAGAAAAUAGUUGAGAGAGAAAAACAAAGGAUUGAAGUGAUCGAUGACAAGAAAGUCAAGUUUGAUCCAAACGCCAAAGCAAUGGUCAUCAAAGUGGACGACGCGCCAGUUCGGGUCCUUAACAAACUGGCCGCUCUCGGCUAUCAAAUCACACCGAGUGCUGGUGGAGGUAGCGCUGGCUCACGAGCUGGUCAAGUGUGGACACUGUUCCGACCCGGAUAUGUGCCGCAGUUUUAUCCCGAUCUUAAUAAUCUCAAUAUUAAAUGUGAUUAUUAAGGGAUUCAAUUGAUUAUCAAAUAACAAAACUUAAAUGAUAUGAUAAUUAAAAUAUCAAAUGGGGUUUCAAUGAAACUUUAAAAUUUUAAUUGCUUUUUAUAAAAUUAGCUUUAUUGUAUUGAAUUAUUUUGAUUUUUAAUUAUAAAUUACCGGUACAUUUAAAUACUGAUUAAACACAAAAAUACAUUAUAAAAAAUAAAGUAUAUCAAAUACUAUAAUUAUUUAUAUAUAGUAUUAAAUAUUA
Oppia nitens is the source of this 1004-nucleotide messenger RNA. RefSeq lists its product as uncharacterized. The record is from RefSeq and is a predicted model, not a curated record. Lineage: Eukaryota; Metazoa; Arthropoda; Arachnida; Sarcoptiformes; Oppiidae. The transcript has 2 exons. Bases 215 to 760 code for a protein of 181 amino acids.